Molecule: messenger RNA, 1724 nt
Organism: Dendrobium catenatum
Lineage: Eukaryota; Viridiplantae; Streptophyta; Magnoliopsida; Asparagales; Orchidaceae
Product: CTD small phosphatase-like protein 2
Exons: 6
Coding region: 26-1456 (476 amino acids)
Molecular function (GO): phosphoprotein phosphatase activity
Source: RefSeq, a predicted model, not a curated record
CCAGUGCAUUGUUUUUUACUAAAUAAUGCAGACGAGGAAGAAAAUGCUUUCCGGAGAUGGUUCUGGGGAGCAUUGUAGUGCUAGAUUCUGUAGAAGGCCCCAGAAAAUGACUGUGAUUUCUCAAAGAAAAGUCAGCGAUCUUAUUUCAUCUACAAAGAAAAAGAAACUUGAUGAAAUUCAUUCAAUGAGUGAUCCCGAACUACGGAGGAAUUUGGGUGCUGCUGGGGAUUUCUUAAAGGAUGAGGCUGAUGGUAUUUCCAUGGCUUCUGUGGAACAUAUGAGUUAUGAUGAGAGGAUUUCCCAGGAAAUUCAAGACACAAUAUUUUCUCCUUCAUUCUUUCAUUCUAAACUUGCUAGUGGAAAUAUUCCCAGCAAAGUUGAUUUUACUGCUGCUUUCACCAAGAAGGAGCUGGCAGUUCAUCGUGAUCUCAGCAUUACUGAUUUAAGAACUGGCGAAUUAGAUUCUUAUGACAAAUCAGGAUAUGAAAAUUUUACUGAAGAUAAAAGGGAUGUUGAGAUGAUGGAGACAGAUAAGGAGAAUGUUGAGUUAGUUGUAAAUUCAUCAAAUAACAUUGAUGUGAAUAAAAAAAAUGGUCAUAUGCUCCACGUUGAAUCUCAUCCUGUAAAGACAUUGUCUGAGGAUGAAUUUAGCAGUGUAAGGGAUCUAUCACCUGAAGUUUCUGCAAUAUAUAUUGCAAUGCAGCAUUCCAAAUUAGAAUGUGUUGAUGAAAAAAGUCAAGAUUCAAUUUCUGAGGAAGUUUGUGUGGAACCUGAUGAUGAUGAGUUUGAUGAUUUUGAUCCAUAUUUAUUCAUCAAGGAUUUGCCAGACUUAUCAGUGGUUGUGCCUAAAUUUCGGUCUAUGCUUCUCCCAAAGCAAACACGGAGUUGUCCUUCAACUACCCUUGUUCUAGAUUUGGAUGAAACUUUAGUGCAUUCCACACUUGAGCCGUGCAAAGAUGCAGAUUUUGCAUUCCCUGUUAACUUUAAUCUUAAAGAGCACACAAUUUAUGUGCGGUGUCGCCCAUUUCUGAAGAACUUUUUGGAGAGAGUUGCCGCCUUAUUCGAGACGAUCAUAUUUACAGCCAGCCAAAGUAUAUAUGCUGAACAACUUCUCAACAUGAUUGAUCCAAAAAGGAAGCUGUUCCGCCACCGAGUUUUUCGUGAAUCGUGUGUUUACGUGGAGGGAAAUUAUUUGAAGGAUCUCUCUGUUCUUGGACGUGAUCUGGCACAAGUUAUUAUCAUUGAUAACUCUCCUCAGGCAUUUGGCUUCCAGUUAGACAACGGUAUCCCUAUUGAGAGCUGGUUUGAUGACCGUUCUGAUCGUGAACUGCUCGCUCUGCUCCCAUUCUUAGAGAGCUUAGUCGGGGUUGAAGAUGUCCGGCCGUUCAUAGCGAAAAGAUUCAAUCUUCGUCAAAAGGUUGAAGCUGCUUCUCUUGCUCUUGAUUUCAGAAGGUAAAGAAGGUUCGAUGAACAGUUUUGGGAACCUCUACUUGGGUUAUUUGUAUUACUACCUGUAAGUUUGUAGAAUUUACCUUUGGCAGCAUAGUUUGGUUUUAUCCCCUGAACUUCCAAUUUUCUUGCGGAAGAUAUAAAAAGAUUUGUCGAGUCUUCUUAUUGUGUGGUUUGCAAAUGCUUUGUAUUUAUUUAUUUUUAUUGUCUUUGAUAUCAAAUUAGGAGGAAUGGUUGGAUUGUUUUCAUAUACUUGUGAAGUUUUGAGUCUGCAA